This is a messenger RNA of Aspergillus pseudotamarii, 738 nucleotides long. RefSeq names its product peptide alpha-N-acetyltransferase complex A subunit ARD1. NCBI's taxonomy places the organism in Eukaryota, Fungi, Ascomycota, Eurotiomycetes, Eurotiales, Aspergillaceae. Gene Ontology annotation, molecular function: protein-N-terminal-glutamate acetyltransferase activity; protein N-terminal-serine acetyltransferase activity. The record is from RefSeq and is a predicted model, not a curated record. Gene Ontology annotation, cellular component: NatA complex. The transcript has 2 exons. Gene Ontology annotation, biological process: N-terminal peptidyl-glutamic acid acetylation. The coding region runs from base 1 to 738 and encodes 245 amino acids.
AUGGUCGACAUAGUCCCCCUCUCCAGCUACCCAAGCUACAUCGACCUCCUCCCCUCCAUCCAAACCUGCAACAUCACCAACCUCCCCGAAAACUACUUUCUAAAAUACUACCUCUACCACGCGCUCACCUGGCCGCAACUGAGUUUCGUCGCCAUCGUCCGCCCCAAGAAUGGGUACUCCAAACACACAGCCCCGGGCGGGGCCGCAACCGCCAGCGAGCAGUAUCCGAAGGUAGUGGGGUACGUGCUGGCCAAGAUGGAAGAGGAGCCGACGGACGGAGUCGCGCAUGGACAUAUUACUUCGUUGAGUGUGAUGAGGACGCAUAGACGGUUGGGUAUUGCAGAAAGAUUGAUGAGGAUGUCUCAACGUGCUAUGGCGGAAUCACACCGCGCCCAUUACGUCUCGCUUCAUGUGCGUGUCAGCAACACCGCUGCGCUGCGGUUAUACCGCGAUACACUGGGAUUCCAGGUUGAGACUGUCGAGAGCAAGUACUAUGCCGAUGGGGAGGAUGCGUAUGCGAUGCGUAUGGAUCUGACGAAUAUGUGGAUGGACUGGGCGGAGAUCGAGCGGAAGGAUCGUCUGCGGGCGGAGAAGGAAGGUAAAGAUGCCGAUGAGGGUGAGGAGGUUGGCGAAUUGGGGACGGAGAAGGAGAAGGAGAAGAUGGUGAAGGUACGGGUCGGACGUGGAUUGGGUGUGGGAGAUUUGGUGGAGAAGAAUGAGUCGCAGACUCAGGCUUAG